UCCCCUUUAUGUUAUCUCUCUCGAUCUCUGGCUACAGAACGAACAAGGAAACCUUCUUGUAUUGCAUCUUCCCUCUCCUCUUCUGCUCAAUCCUUCUUCUUCCUUCUCACGCUUUUGUCUCUCGAUUCGCCUCUCUUUGCUCUUUCUUUUGUCUCCCGAGCAGGGAGGAAAUCUCUUUCCUUCACCUCGUUCUUUCUGGAAACGUCGAGGGAAAAAGAAGACAAAGGCGGCAGCGAGGAUGGAGGCAGCCGAGGCCGACGACGAUUUCAAAGACGACAUAGAGAAAAAGGAGGAAAAGGUCACCGGCUCUGGAAUCGAUCACCAACAUAGGGGAGCGCAGUGGAGGAAAAAGGGAGCCACCGGUGACAGAGAAACAUGAGGAACCCGGAGGGAAGCAAGGGAUCCGUCGUCAGUAGCCUCUGGUUUCGCCGGUGACGAAGUCAAUACGUCAUAUUAUUGUACAUUACUUGACAAGAGGCACAUACAACAACUUCCCCGACAAUCUGAAAUCAUCAUAAUAGCAUUUAUAACAAAAUAUAAUCUUGUAACAUGAAUAACAAUUCUGAAUAAAUCGAAAAAUUAUGAAAAA
Molecule: messenger RNA, 589 nt
Organism: Linum tenue
Lineage: Eukaryota; Viridiplantae; Streptophyta; Magnoliopsida; Malpighiales; Linaceae
Source: the annotation of a GenBank genome assembly